Molecule: messenger RNA, 884 nt
Organism: Cyprinodon variegatus (sheepshead minnow)
Lineage: Eukaryota; Metazoa; Chordata; Actinopteri; Cyprinodontiformes; Cyprinodontidae
Gene: rnf182
Product: ring finger protein 182
Exons: 1
Coding region: 81-884 (267 amino acids)
Source: RefSeq, a predicted model, not a curated record
UCUUUUACUGCAGAACAUUGAUCAGAAAUUUAGGUAGGAGCGCUUGACCUCAAACCAGGACAGAGUCUGAAAGUAUCACCAUGCUUGAGCUGAAGAACCUUGAGGAUUUUAGCGAUGCCUGUCCCUACAUGGAUGUAGUGGGUUCUGAUGACAUGGAGUGUAAGAUCUGCUAUACUGCAUACAAUCUGGAGAGCUGCAGGCCAAAAGUGCUUCAGUGCUGUCAUCGUCUUUGCUCCAAAUGCCUCGUUAAGAUCCUGGACCUGGGUGAGUCACCCUCGAACUCCCUGGUGUGUCCGUUCUGUCGUUAUGUCACCAGAGUCGUUGGAGAGGCUGUGAGCAAUCUCCCUGAUGACUGCAACCUGGUGGCAAAGCUCACUCUCCAAAGCAGGAAUCAGAGAAACCUCCUGAUCAACCAGGACUCCACGGCAGAGCUGCUCCUCAGCCCCAGGCGCCUGAACUCACUGAUGGGAGCCAACCCUUCCUCCACCCUCCCCUACUCCACCAUCAGAAGCUCUCCUAACUUUGUAGUCAUCACUAUCAUGGAGCCUCCACCAGUCUCCAUACCCACCCAGAAUCUUCUUGACAGUGCUUGCAGAGGGAGCCAGAACCCACCCGGUCAGGAGUCUUUGCCAUCCAGCUCUCACACAUGGACCAUGUGGAACUGCACGGCUCUGUUCUGCCAGACUUCGGCCAGGGUUCUUUUGUGGAUGCUGGGGCUCUUGUACUUUAGCUCGCUGCCAAUGGGUGUUUACCUGCUAAUUAUGCAAAGGACCACAGUUGGGGUGUUGUUGGUGAGCCUGGUGCCUGCCAGCCUCAUCAUCAUCCUAAUCUACGGGUUCUGUCAGUGUAUCUGCUAUGAGUUAUGGCACUGCCUGCUACCCUGA